AUGGCGGCCUUGCAGAUCACCGGUUUUGCCAAGCGCCCCGGCUUUGGAAUACUUGGCAAGCCGAUACAGGUUCGUUCGAAUCACUUUGAGGUCACUCAGGUUCCUGACAUUGUCAUCCACCACUACGAUGUAACGGUGACCCCGGACGUGCCACGGGCCCUAAACCGAAGGAUCUACUCAGAAUUCCUGAACCAAUACCGUGAAACGGAUCUUAUGGACGUCCAGCCAGUCUAUGAUGGCCGCAAGAACAUGUUCGCGUCCAGGACCCUGCCAUUCGGCGACAGUCGAACAUUUGACGUCACCCUCCCUGAGGAUGUUGGCUCGAGACGCCAGCCUCAGAUCUUCAAAAUCAAGAUUCGCAAAGCAGCCCAGAUCAACCUCGAAGAACUCCAUCGCUUUCUGCUAGGCAAAACUCCAGUGACCAACAACAUCCUCACAUCGAUCAUGGCUCUCGACCAGGUCAUUCGGCACAAGCCCUCGAUGCUCUAUGUGACCGUCGGCCGCGCGUUUUAUACGCCUGCAUCGAGACAGACCCUUGCAGGCCCACUUGAGGCAUGGAGAGGAUACUAUCAAUCGGUGCGUCCUGGGCUUGGGAGAAUGCUGAUCAACGUCGACACCUCUGCAACGGCUUUCUAUCAAUCUGGCUCGUUGCUCGAGAUCAUUGUCAAGAUCCUUGGUCUGCGAAGUCCGGACGACCUUCGCCGCACCAGCCAACCAGUGAACUGGAUUAAGGUCGAGAGGAUGAUCAAAGGCCUUCGCAUCACGGUCGAGCACCGUCAGCGGUCUCCGCGCUCCGUCAAGAUCCUUGGCCUGACCAAGAAGUCUGCCCGCGAAAGCACCUUCGUGAUGUCCGUGGAGGCACGAGGUUGCACUGGCGCUGCAUCCCAAGUUGAGAUCGAUAUCGCCACCUACUUCAAACAGACGUACAACAUGACCCUCAAUUACCCGAUGCUGCCGUGCGUGACCGUUGGAAAGAGCGCGAUGCUUCCUCUGGAGGUCUGCAAGGUCGUCGAGGGCCAGCGCUACGUCCGGAAGCUGGACGAACGUCAGACAGCCGAUAUGAUCAAGUUCACGUCCCAGGCGCCGCACAUCCGAGCCAACGGAAUCAAGGAGGGUAUCAGGCUGCUCAACUACGACGACAAUGAGUACCUCCAGGACUUUGGGAUGAAGGUCUCGAACGAGAUGGUCUCCAUCAAGGCCCGUAUCCUGCAGGCGCCUGUCAUCCGCUACCAUCACUCGUCGCGUGAAGCCAACGUUACCCCGCGCGAAGGUGUUUGGAACAUGAAGGACAAGAAGAUCGCCAAGGGCGCCGUGCUAGGUUCCUGGGGUGUCGUGGCGUUUGCUACCGAGCGCGAUUUCCCGCGAGCGCAGAUCAAGUACUUCCUGCGAGAACUUGCCGUCACUUGCAUGGACACCGGUAUGAACAUCGUCAACAUGGACCCACCUAUCUCAUAUGCCAACCCGCACAGCAACAUCGAAGGUACCCUCAAGAGCGCCUGGAUCCAAGCUGGCAACGCCGUCAAGUCAGUGCCGCAACUUCUGGUCUGCAUCUUGCCCAACACUGGCACGCCGCUGUAUGCCGAGAUCAAGCGGGUGACGGAUACGAUCCUGGGCCUGAGUUCGCAGUGUCUGCAGAUCAAGCACAUGCGUGAACCCAAGAAGCAAUAUUGUGCGAAUGUCUGUCUCAAGAUGAACGUUAAGUUGGGCGGUAUGAACGCGCAUCUGGCCCAGGGUAUCCCCUUCAUCAUGGCCAAACCCACGAUCAUCUUCGGCGGUGAUGUCUCGCAUCCACAGGCUGGAGAUACGGUUCGACCAUCGAUCGCAUCGCUUGUGGGCUCGAUGGACAGUUAUGCUGCUCGCUAUGCUGCCACCGUCCGCGUGCAGAGCGCGAGGACGGAGACGAUUGCCGAUCUCGCCGAUAUGGCCGUCGAGCUUCUCAAGACCUUUUACCAGAACUGCGGCAAAAAGCCCGAACGCAUUCUGUUCUACCGCGACGGCGUCUCUGAAGGCCAGUUCGCCGACAUUCUCAAAACCGAGAUCGCAGCCAUCCGUGCCGCCUGCAGCCGCCUUGACAAGGACUACAUGCCCACCCUGACCUUCGUCGUUGUCCAGAAGCGCCACCACACUCGCUUCUUCCCCAUGCAACGCGCCGAGGGCGACCGACUCGGCAACUGCCAUCCCGGCACCAUCAUCGAUACCGAGAUCGUCCAUCCCUUCGAAUUCGAUUUCUACUUACAGUCCCAUAGCGGUCUCUUGGGUACCUCCCGCCCUGCACAUUACUAUGUACUUCUGGACGACAACAAGUUUUCGCCGGACGAACUUCAGGAUGUGACCUACAAGCUUUGUUACCUGUUUGCGCGAUGCACUCGAUCCGUGUCCGUGGUUCCGCCGGCGUAUUAUGCCCAUAUAGUCGCAGCACGAGCGAGGUUUCAUGCGAAAGAGGAUCAUUUCUUGGACACGGCAUCGUCUGCUAGUUCAGAGACAAGCGUUGGAGAUACGGGCUCGUACAUGAGCAUCCACCGACAUAUUCAGAAAGUGAUGUGGUUCGUCUGAGCUCCGAGCGGAAGCAUGGACGUGCCAAGUACUAGCCCAGUACCGUCACCCUGCUCCACUUUCGUGUUGCACAACACCGAUAUCUGGAAUGGCAUCUGUACCCGUAGCAAUGCCAUCAAAAUAAAACGAAAUACAAAAAAAA
This is a messenger RNA of Gamsiella multidivaricata, 2695 nucleotides long. Its product is annotated as Piwi domain-containing protein. The record is from RefSeq and is a predicted model, not a curated record. Bases 1 to 2553 code for a protein of 850 amino acids. The transcript has 5 exons. Lineage: Eukaryota; Fungi; Mortierellomycota; Mortierellomycetes; Mortierellales; Mortierellaceae. Gene Ontology annotation, molecular function: protein binding; RNA binding.